Molecule: messenger RNA, 3043 nt
Organism: Patiria miniata (bat star)
Lineage: Eukaryota; Metazoa; Echinodermata; Asteroidea; Valvatida; Asterinidae
Product: organic cation transporter protein-like
Exons: 6
Coding region: 140-3043 (967 amino acids)
Biological process (GO): transmembrane transport
Cellular component (GO): membrane
Molecular function (GO): transmembrane transporter activity
Source: RefSeq, a predicted model, not a curated record
UCCUAUUCACAGAUUGGAUUCAUGGGUUAAAAGGGCAGUAGUUCAUUUUGCCUGAGGAAAUUAACACAUCCUUCCGCAUGCAUCAGCUCAGCUCAAACUUUUCAUGCUGACACACUGAUCAAGUACUGAAGAAUUCAACAUGCAUUACGAGGACAUUUUGAAUCAUAUCGGGCCUUUUGGCAAGUACCAGAAACUGCUGGUGUUUGCCUUGUUUUUGGUUUUUAUUCCACCUCCCUUUCACUUCAUAGGGCAGGUGUUCCUGGCUGCUAACACCGAUCACUGGUGUGCAGUACCAGCCAGCCAGAUGAUCAACUGCAGCCAACUCCAGCUGGCUGAGUGUCAGGAAGAGCAGAGGAGCUACAGUAUUCCCUAUGAGAUUGAUGAUGAUGGAAACAAAGUCUAUUCCUCGUGUGAGCGGUAUGUCAUGAAUGAUGAAGACGUUGGUAGAAACAUGAGUUUUAAUUCAACGGACGUCAUCUCCUGCGAUGCUGGCUGGGAAUUUGAUCACUCACGCUACAAGUCCACCAUCAAUGAAGAUUUCAGCUUGGUCUGUGACAGACAGGAUCUACCUGCCUAUGCCCAGUCAGUUUGGUUUGCGGGAUUGCUGGUUGGUUCCUUGGUGUGGGGUUAUGUGGGCGACUGGAUUGGUAGGAGAAAUACCUUUAUUUUAACUGUCAUUCUUGUCACAAUUUCAUCGACUGUUACAUCUUUUGUGCCCAACUUUACUGCCUACGCUGCCAUGCGCUUCUUUACAGCAGCCAGUACUUAUGGUGAAUAUCUCAUGAUAUAUGUCUUAGUUUCUGAAAUAGUUGGUCCUAAAAAUCGUGUAGGUGCAACAACUGUGCUAUUUCUAGCCUUUGCUGUAGGUUACAUGAUUCUGUCCCUUCUGGCAUUCCUUCUGAGAGAAUGGCGCCACCUACAGUUAGCUAUAUCACUCCCCUUCGUCCUCACUUUUCUUGUGAUCAUUGUGUUCCCUGAAUCUCCUCGCUGGCUGAUAACAAAAGGCAGAUACAAAGAAGCUACCAAAAUCAUUGAAAAGAUAGCUAAAGUGAAUGGUAUCGAGGCUCCAGAAGACUUACUGGAUAAACUGAGUGAAGAAAGCAAAGAAGACAAGAAGCAGUCUUCUCGCAUCCCUGUCACCCAACUUGAUCUGAUCCGCACUCCCAACCUCCGCAAGAAAACUCUCAUCCUUUGGGUUGACUGGUUUGUUGUCAACAUGGUAUAUUACGGACUAUCUCUGAGUACCUCUGCCUUGGGGGUAGAUGAUUACCUUGCUGCCUUUGUGUCUGGUGCCAUAGAGAUACCCAGCUAUCUUUUCUGUUGGUAUAUGAUGGACCGUUUUGGCAGACGCAUUACCCUAGUUGCCUUCUACAUCUUUGGUGGAGUGUUUUGCCUCAUUACAAUCUUCAUUCCUCUUGGAGCUGCCAGAGCUGCAGUAGCCCUGUUGGGCAAAUUCGCAAUCAGUGCAGCGUUCGCGCAGGUGUUCCUGGCUGCUAACACCGAUCACUGGUGUGCAGUACCAGCCAGCCAGAUGAUCAACUGCAGCCAACUCCAGCUGGCUGAGUGUCAAGAAGAGCAGAAGAGCUACAGUAUUCCCUAUGAGAUUGAUGAUGAUGGAAACAAAGUCUACUCCUCGUGUGAGCAUAGCUCAAGGAAUGGUACCAAGGCUCCAGAAGACUUACUGGACAAACUGAGUGAAGAAAGCAAAGAAGACAAGAAGCAGCCUUCUCGCAUCCCUGUCACCCAACUUGAUCUGAUCCGCACUCCCAACCUACGCAAGAAAACACUCAUCCUUGGGGUUGACUGGUUUGUUGUCAACAUGGUAUUUUACGGAAUAUCUUUGAGUACCUCUGCCUUGGGGGUAGAUGAUUACCUUGCUGCCUUUGUCUCUGGAGCCAUAGAGAUACCUAGUAAUCUUUUCUGUUGGUACGUGAUGAACCGUUUUGGCAGACGCAUUACCCUAGUUGCCUUCUACAUUUUUGGUGGAGUGUUUUGCCUCAUUACAAUCUUCAUUCCUCUUGGAGCUGGCAGAGCUGCAGUAGCCAUGUUCGGCAAAUUUGCAAUCAGUGCAGCGUUCGGUCACAUCUACAUCUACUCUCUUGAAAUCUAUCCAACCAUCAUUCGGAGUAUCGGCAUGGGUACCUCUUCCAUGGUGGCUCGUGUUAGUGGCAUCCUCUGUCCUAUCAUCUUGAUCCUGGGCAAGUACUGGAAACCACUACCUCUCUGUGUUUUUGGAGGAAGCGCCAUCAUUGCUGGAGUCCUGUCUCUGAUGCUCCCAGAGACCGUGGGCUGCAGUCUGCCUGAUACCAUCCAGGACGGAGAGAACUUCGGCAGUAAGUCAUACAAUCAUUUACUCUCCUAUCACUUUUGCUCAUCCUUUGCUUGGUCUGAGCUGGCUGAGUGUCAGGAAGAGCAGAAGAGCUACAGUAUUCCCUAUGAGAUUGAUGAUGAUGGAAACAAAGUCUACUCCUCGUGUGAGCGGUAUGUCAUGAAUGAUGAAGACGUUGGUAGAAACAUAAGUUUUAAUUCAACAGACGUCAUCUCCUGCGAUGCUGGCUGGAAAUUUGAUCACUCGAGCUACAAGUCCACCAUCAAUGAAGAUUUCAGCUUGGUCUGUGACAGACAGGAUCUACCUGCCUUUGCCCAUGCAGCGUUUGGUCACAUCUACAUCUACACUCUUGAAAUCUAUCCAACCAUCAUCCGGAGUAUCGGCAUGGGUACAUCUUCCAUGAUGGCUCGUGUUAGUGGCAUCCUCUGUCCUAUCAUCUUGAUCCUGGGCAAGUACUGGGAACCACUACCUCUCUGUGUCUUUGGAGGAAAUGCCAUCAUCGCUGGAGUCCUGUCUCUGAUGCUUCCAGAGACCAUGGGAUACAGUCUGCCUGAUACCAUUCAGGAUGGAGAGAACUUCAGCAAGGGAAGAAGCUUCCAGCUUUGCGUCAAGGGCAAUGAUGAUGUAGAGAAUGAAAGUCCCACUCAAGCUCCCAUCGACUACCUGCCACUAUCCACAAUGGAUCAAACUCCCAAGCAACCUGUGGAUGUCUGA